Molecule: messenger RNA, 945 nt
Organism: Thunnus maccoyii (southern bluefin tuna)
Lineage: Eukaryota; Metazoa; Chordata; Actinopteri; Scombriformes; Scombridae
Gene: snrpb
Product: small nuclear ribonucleoprotein polypeptides B and B1
Exons: 7
Coding region: 136-852 (238 amino acids)
Biological process (GO): mRNA splicing, via spliceosome
Cellular component (GO): U4 snRNP; U1 snRNP; catalytic step 2 spliceosome
Molecular function (GO): RNA binding
Source: RefSeq, a predicted model, not a curated record
AACAGUUCAGCUGCGGCACACUACGUCACUUCCUGUGAGUCUCUGAUAAAGACGGCCUGGCGGGAGCUCCGCGGGUCCAUUUUUUGGGUUUGUUCUGUGAAUCCGGCGUGAAUCGGAGCCAUCAGAACCGCAAAUAUGACGGUGGGAAAGAGCAGCAAGAUGCUGCAGCACAUCGACUUCAGGAUGAGAUGCAUCCUGCAGGACGGACGCAUCUUCAUCGGCACCUUCAAGGCCUUCGACAAGCACAUGAACCUGAUCCUGUGUGACUGCGACGAGUUCAGGAAGAUCAAGCCGAAGAACUCAAAGCAGCCGGAGCGCGAGGAGAAGAGGGUUCUGGGAUUGGUCCUGCUGAGGGGGGAGAACCUGGUCUCCAUGACGGUGGAGGGCCCGCCCCCUAAAGAUACGGGGAUCGCUCGUGUACCUUUAGCAGGCGUGGCCGGAGGUCCGGGUGUUGGUCGUGCGGCGGGUCGCGGCGUUCCUGCCGGCGCUCCGAUGCCUCAGGCUCCCGCUGGUCUGGCGGGACCCGUCAGGGGGGUGGGCGGGCCCUCGCAGCAGGUGAUGACCCCGCAGGGCAGAGGGACGGUUGCCGCGGCAGCAGCCGGGGCGAGCAUCGCAGGAGCACCUACGCAGUAUCCACCUGGACGAGGAGCCCCGCCCCCCAUGGGCCGUGGAGCCCCGCCACCAGGUAUGAUGGGCCCGCCCCCCGGCAUGCGGCCCCCGAUGGGUCCUCCGAUGGGGAUGCCUCCUGGUCGAGGCGCUCCGAUGGGGAUGCCUCCCCCGGGCAUGAGGCCGCCGCCCCCCGGCAUGAGAGGACCACCCCCUCCCGGGAUGAGACCGCCCCCUCGGCCCUGAAGAAGCCCCGCCUCCUCAGACUCUCCUGCUGUACACAUGGUUUUUUUUACCUUCUUCGUUUGUUUUUUAAUAAAGUGUCUUCUGUACAUUUGA